Molecule: messenger RNA, 1235 nt
Organism: Serpula lacrymans var. lacrymans S7.9
Lineage: Eukaryota; Fungi; Basidiomycota; Agaricomycetes; Boletales; Serpulaceae
Exons: 8
Coding region: 245-799 (184 amino acids)
Source: RefSeq, a predicted model, not a curated record
GCCCAACCCAAAUCCAACGCCUCACCGCACUCCCCUCCGACGCAUCUCCCAGCACUCCCUCUUUGCUCUCUCCCGCUCCUCCCAACACGCCCCAGACGCGCCCCAUGGCCUUGCUUUCCUCGCACCCGCCCUCUCCGAGCUUGUCGACGAAACAGAGGCAUUACAGGCAAACGUCGACCGCCUCAAAGCACUCAGCGACUCCCUACACACAUUCAACGAGAGCUUCGCGAGCUGGCUUUAUGUCAUGGACAUGAAUGCGCUCACUGUUGAUUGGCCUCAGGCACCAGCAGACGCGUCGUUCCAACUCGCACAACGCAGAGCCGAACAAGAUGCCCUAGCAACUCUAGAAUCCCUCAAAGCACCCCCACCAUCCGAUAUCGACCCAGAUAAAACCACCUAUACCGACACCGCAGAGGGAGAAACCACCUACACCAUUGGCACAACCACCAACGCAUCUGCCAAUACUGCCAAACCCGCAACAAAGCCUAAGAAAAAAGGGAAGCCAAAACUAACCGCAAAGGAGAAGAAGGAGCGAUCGCUUGCUAUGGAGAAAAUAAUCUCGUGCCUGCCCCUCGAAUUCCGAGGCAAUGACCCGAACCUGCGUCGGAACAUGGAGACCGUCAUCGAAGGUAUGAUGGAUAGCGAUGGCCGCGGUGUCAAACUCAUCGAGCUCAUCGCCCCACCCGAUUUGAAUCAAGCUCGCGUGAACAAGUGCCUGAUAGCCCUUGUCAACCGGAAGAUCGUGCGGAAGGAUAAUAGUACCGGUUCUGUUCUAUAUCAUUGGCACGGACUUCCCUGAAACUACAUUACAUUCAUUGUUAUUUACAAUAUACCCCAUAUAUCUUGUCCUCAGUCACCAGACCUAUUCAUCAAUGUAAAUCAUCGAAAACCAACGAAAACAGCCUUUACGACGUAUCUGAUAUCUUUAACGCUAGAAAGCCAGAAAUAACAAUAAAAAAAAUAACGUUUAAUCAGAAACUCAAUGGAUCAUCAGAUGCCUCGAAAUGUUGCGUAAUAACGAUUUUUCUUCGCGCUUUUGCCAGAGGGACAGUGUUUUCGCGCUCAGUCGCAGCGUCGUCUUCGUCGCCACUAGCAUCACUCUCAGUCACACGCGAAGUGACUUUCUUGCUUGUCCUCUUGGACACGACUAUCGGUCCUUGGUUGCUAGAAUCCGAUAAAGGAUUACUCGCAUCAGACCUUUUCUGGCGAAGCAGGCGCGCCCUUGCCAGGACUGC